Messenger RNA from Xenopus laevis (African clawed frog), 5825 nucleotides. RefSeq names its product signal peptide, CUB domain, EGF-like 2 S homeolog (gene scube2.S). The coding region runs from base 1418 to 4447 and encodes 1009 amino acids. NCBI's taxonomy places the organism in Eukaryota, Metazoa, Chordata, Amphibia, Anura, Pipidae. The record is from RefSeq and is a predicted model, not a curated record. Gene Ontology annotation, molecular function: calcium ion binding; protein carrier activity. Gene Ontology annotation, cellular component: extracellular region; cell surface. The transcript has 23 exons. Gene Ontology annotation, biological process: positive regulation of signal transduction; signal transduction.
GUGAAAGGCUUAGAACAACAGACUGCAGAGAGAGAGAGUGAAAUGAGGCUGAAAAGAGAUAAGGGACAGGCAGCAGUGAAAGUCCUCACAUAUGUCUCUGCCCUUUAUCCCUCACUCUCACUCCUCUUGUGCACAAUCUUCCUCAUCCUCACACAAGCACAAGUGUCUGAGCUGUGCCUGUAAGAAGGUGAGAGAGCUCAACUUCCCCCACCCUGGCAUGGGGUGAAAUUUAAGAGAAUAAAGUAUCACUGGGCAGGAUUAAAGGGGAAGUACAAGUCCCUGUGGGUACAUGGGCAGAGGUGAGAGGGGGUUCUGGCAGUAGUUGAGGGGCAAAUAAAAAGUGUGUGUGGGGGGGAUUAGCAAAAAAGUAAAAGGAGCUGAGUGACAAGAGGGGGGAGGAGGAGUGGGGGAGAAUUAAUGGGGAGGGGAGGAGUAGGCAGAGAGGAGAUGGGAGUUUUAGAGAAUAGAAGGAAAGGUACUGGGAGCAGAGUUAGUGAUCCAGCAAAUGAGACACAGAGACCAGUGACUGACUGAGGGGGAGAAGGGCAAGAGCUGCUGGAAGGAGAGAUCAGGAGGCAAGGGGGGAGGGAGACAUAGGAAAGAGGGACAGCAGGGAAAUCAGAGAAGGGAAAACAUAGAAAAGACAAGAUAACCCAACAGAGAGAGGGACAAGGAGGGGCAAUGGGAACUUGACUAGUGGGUGACACAGGAAUGAGAAGGGCAGUGAGGUUUUCAUGGGAUCAGAGGAGGGGUUCAUUUCAGGAGAUAAGGGGUUCACUGUAGGGUGAGGGACACAGAAAUAACGGUGGGCUCAUGCUCGGGAACUGCAACGGCACAUAAGACUUUGGCAGAAAAAUAGGAUUAAGACAUAAGAGGUGAUUCGCUGAAUAAUUUGGCAGAAGAUCACGAGAGGUUUCGCGGAAAAGGCUUUGGAGGAGCGCAGCAGAGGCCUUCCCAUGAGGUACAGGACAACACUUACUGCACCGCUUUGUUGAAGCUUGUAACUUUGGAAGAUUGAGUAGAGGCACAGAAGAGGACUCACAGGAAGGCUGGGUGGAGGCAAAACAAAGGAGGCUGGUUGAAGCGCAGGUGAAGGACUCACUGGAAGAUUCAGGACUGGAGUGGAGGCUCAGCAGAAGGCUGCCUGUAAGGUUGAGUAGAAACCUGGAGAGGAAGCAAAGCGGUGGAUUCAUUGGAGGAUUAAGAAGGGGUGAAGCUGUAGGACGCGUGUUUGGAAGGGUGGGUAGUGAAAGUCGUUGUUGGAAGAGUUUGAAGGGGUCCCAGCAGAAAGGUUAGGAGGAGCUAGACGAAAAGAAGACGGUUUCUGUAGGAGGGGUAUUACGGGAUCUGAACUGAGCUCUCUGGAAGGGCGGAGUUUAAGUGCAUCAGUAGUAACAGCCACAGGCUUUCCGAUAAAAUGUGCUCCUUGGGGGCGGGCCUUCGGAUUUUCCUGUUACUUCUUCCUGUUUGCGCACCUGCGCACCCUGCAACUCGACCGCACACAGGUGUGGAUGAAUGUGCAGAAGGCAUUGAUAAUUGCCAUGUGGACGCUAUAUGCCAGGAUACAUCCAGCUCAUUCAAAUGUAUUUGCAAGGCCGGCUUUAAAGGGGAAGGAACGGCAUGCGAAGACGUUGAUGAAUGUGAUAAUGAAUUUAAUGGCGACUGCGUCCAUGAGUGCACCAACAUUCCGGGCAAUUAUCGCUGCACUUGUUUUGAUGGAUUCAAGUUGGCACACGAUGGCCAUAACUGCCUAGAUGUGGACGAGUGCUUGCAUAACAAUGGCGGAUGCCAGCAUAACUGCAUCAACACGAUGGGAAGCUACGAGUGUCGCUGCAAAGAGGGCUUCUUCCUGAGUGAUAACCAGCACACGUGUAUCCACCGCUCAGAAGAGGGGUUAAGUUGCAUGAACAAAAACCACGGCUGUGCCCAUAUCUGUAGAGAGAGUCCCAGGGGUGGAGCAUCCUGUGAUUGCCGACCUGGGUUUGAACUGGCAAAGAACCAACGCCACUGUAUAUUGACGUGUAACCACGGAAACGGAGGAUGCCAGCAUACGUGCAAUGAUACAGAGAAUGGCCCCGUUUGCAGCUGUCAUCCAAAAUACACAAUGCAUUCUAAUGGGAAGUCCUGCAUUGAGAAGGAGGAACCAGAGAAUAAUUCCACCACCGUAUCGGACAUGGACAAGAGAGUGAAACGGAGGCUGGUAAUGGAAACCUGUGCAGUUAAUAAUGGCGGGUGUGACCGCACGUGCAGGGACACAUCAACAGGCGUUCGUUGCAGUUGCCCCGUUGGGUUUACCCUUCAGUUUGAUGGAAAAACAUGUAAAGAUAUUGACGAAUGCCAGACCAAUAACGGUGGAUGUGACCAUUUCUGCAGAAACACUGUUGGGAGCUUUGAUUGUAGCUGCAAAACGGGCUUCAAAUUGUUAACAGAUGAAAAGUCUUGUCAAGAUGUUGAUGAAUGUUCUUUCGAGCGGACAUGUGACCACACCUGUGUCAAUUACCCAGGAUCCUUUGCAUGCACAUGUGACAAAGGCUAUACAUUGUAUGGGAUCACCCACUGUGGAGACAUUAAUGAAUGCAGCAUCAACAAUGGCGGCUGCCAGCACCUCUGCGUGAACACAGUUGGCAGUUACUUGUGCCAGUGCCACCCUCGAUAUAAACUUCACUGGAAUAACAGAGACUGUGUUGAGGUAGGGAGCGCCCCUCCUGCUUUUGUAUCGCCAAAAGCCAUUCUGCGUUGUGUUAAGAAUGAUGGGAAUGAGAGGUGUUUCCUAAGCUGCCAGUCUGAUGUUCAUUCAGUUCCUGGCCUCCAAGAUGCCUUUAGCAUCACCUGUGGAUCACCUGUGCCUCUCAAACCUAGAAAUGGGAGAAAUAAUGAAACAAUAAACACAGAUGUGGCGACAGUCAGAACAAGCACGACGUUUAAGGUGAAUGAGGGAACUUGCCGAGUCAGGAGAUCAGAUGUAGGCCAGGAUUUUGUUCAGCAGAAAGGAUCAGAUCUGUUUAUUCACACAGAAAAACAAAAUGUGGUGUUCGAGAGAUUCUGCUUUGUGAAUAUAACGUGCAGGAGCAGAGCCGGCGUUGGGCAGAAGGGAGCGGCCAAGGAAAACUUUCUUACUGCUGAAUUUGAGAUGGAAUUAAACCACAAGGAGGUGACAGACUCCUGCACCUUCACCUGCGCCCGCAAGAAAGCAGAAAAAAGGCUGCGCAAGACGAUCAGGACUUUACGAAAAGCCAUCAGCAAGCAGCACUUUCACAUGCGACUGUCUGGAAAGGACUUGGAUGUUGGAAGAAAGUCUCCCAGGCAGUCGGAUUCACAGGAGUUAUGUGGCACAGGGCAAGUACGAGUGGACAGCAAAUGUGUCAGCUGCCAGACGGGGACUUACUAUGACAGUGACAAGGAGCAGUGUGUCUUGUGCCCUAAUGGAACAUAUCAGACUGAGGAGGGGCAGAUAACCUGUGAAACUUGCCCCGGCCCUGAGACAAGAGAGAACCAGAGGAUGGCAGGAGCUCGAUAUAUAACGGAGUGUGUAGGUGUUUGUCCACCAGGCGAGUUCUCCUCUGAUGGUUUCAGACCAUGUGAAUCGUGUCCACUUGGCACCUACCAGCCUGAUGGAGGACGCACUUCUUGCUUUCCCUGUGGGGGUAGCCUGACCACCAAGCACCCCGGAUCCACUUCAUUCCAAGACUGUGAAACAAAAGUUCAAUGCUCCCCGGGACAUUCCUACAACACCACGACUCACAGAUGUGUCCGAUGCCCUGUGGGCACCUACCAACCAGAAUUUGGGCAGAAUUAUUGUGUAUCCUGCCCGGGAAACACUAGCACCGACUUUGACGGCUCCACUAACGUGACACAGUGUAAAAACAGGCAGUGCGGAGGGGAACUCGGUGAUUUUACCGGAUACAUCGAAUCCCCCAAUUAUCCUGGAAAUUACCCUGCAAACAUGGAAUGCACUUGGAACAUUACUCCGCCGCCCAAGAGGCGCAUCCUGAUCGUGGUGCCGGAAAUAUUUCUGCCCAUAGAAGAUGACUGCGGAGAUUAUCUGGUGAUGCGGAAAAGCGCCUCUUCCAAUUCUGUGACCACUUACGAGACGUGUCAGACCUACGAACGUCCCAUCGCUUUCACCUCAAGAUCCAAAAAGCUUUGGGUCCAGUUCAGGACAAAUGAAGGGAACAGCGCCAAGGGUUUCCAGGUUCCGUAUGUUACGUAUGAUGAAGAUUAUCAGGAGCUGAUAGAGGACAUUGUCAGGGACGGGAGAUUAUACGCUUCAGAGAAUCACCAGGAAAUCCUCAAGGAUAAGAAGCUGAUUAAGGCCCUAUUCGACGUCCUGGCGCACCCACAGAACUACUUCAAAUACACAGCACAAGAAUCGCGUGAGAUGUUCCCCAAAUCUUUCAUCCGAUUGCUGCGCGCCAAGGUGUCCAGAUUCCUACGGCCUUACAAGUAAUCAGCCUUGCCUUCCCGCCGGAUAAAUUUAUGAGACAUUAUAAUGUGGACGACGCGUUUCGCUCACUUGCUGUCAUCCCCUUUAGAGUGACCUGGAAAUGACAUUUUCCAAAAUACGGAGUCACUGCUGUGUGUAUUGUAGAUAACUGGUAAUAGACUUUAUUUUGUUGCCUUUAGCUGAAUGCGCAUAUUAGUAGGGGAUAUACAGACUGGUCUUCUGUAUCACACCACGAAUUCUGGGUAAUAUAGAAUCCGCCCAAUCAAAUAGCUUCUGCAAGUGCAACCAUGUUUUACCAACAGCAGCAGCAGCAGCAAAGUCUGAAACUCUUGAUAUAAGUGACUGCCCAAAUCUUCCAAAAUUCUUCCUCCUUGGAUAUGGGGCCCUCCUGUUACAAUCUCCACGUGUUUCACAGAGAAUCUUCCCAUCAAACAGACCCUCAAUAGAAACUCAGAAACAUACUUAUUUAAUUGAUUGGAACACGACUCCCUCCUUUCUGCAUUCCGGAGUGAACCAAGUGUAACUGAGAGGGGCAGUGGCUUUUUGGGGUUCUGAAUGGAAUUGUGUAACGGACUCUGGGGGGUGACGUUUGGUGACUGUCGGUCUGGAUGGAUUUAACUGCAAAAACACUUCGGGCAAAGCAAUAUUUUCCCUUGAAAAAAGGUCAGAAAAUGUAGGGUGACUCCAUUGGCACUGGUUCUAGGGUUAGAUUUCCUGGCAACCAGAGUUGAUUAAAGGCCAGAACUGCUGAACAGAUAAAGUGAACAUUGAAAUGUCAAUAUGGCCACCUGUGAAAGUAAAUCUUCCCCCACUCUACUGAAGGAACUACCCCACCCCCAUUACAAAUUAAUGAAGCAAACAGGACCCAAGAUUGCCAAGAUUCCGACUUCAACCCAAAAUGGACAUUUCUGCUUCCAUAGGUGCCGGCACAGAGGAGCUGACACUUUUAUCAGGGGCCAUGCAGAGUUUAAAAGAGGACAAAUUACUCUUUACUUGUAAAUAAUGUAAAAACAAAAGGUUUCUAGACUUUUAUCAAUACAAAGAAUGAGAAUUAGGCUUUGAGUAUUUAAAGGCACGGUGGGAUAUUUGAGAGAGUAUUUUUGUAGAGCUUUAAAGCGCUUAUUCCCAUCUCUGGGAUUGAUUGUGAGCCUGUGAGGUGCGAGGGACCGUCACUCACAUAUAUGAUCCAUCUCCAACCAACAACCUGCUUGUUUCCUAUACAAUUUCUUGUACCUUUAUAUUCAUCCUCCGUUUGGAACCCAUUAACAAUGUAUCACUGUUGCUUGUAAAAAUUACCUUUUUUUCCAAAUACCCGGACCCGAUGCUUAAUGUAAGUGAACUCUGUAUAUAGCUAUAAUGAAUAAAAUCACAGUAAAUUAUA